Messenger RNA from Aureobasidium namibiae CBS 147.97, 1362 nucleotides. RefSeq lists its product as uncharacterized. The record is from RefSeq and is a predicted model, not a curated record. NCBI's taxonomy places the organism in Eukaryota, Fungi, Ascomycota, Dothideomycetes, Dothideales, Saccotheciaceae. The transcript has a single exon. Bases 1 to 1362 code for a protein of 453 amino acids.
AUGGACGAAUUUGCGCAGACCGGAGCCCAGCAGGAUGACCUGUUUGAUGAAGUUCAGUACGAUCAACCAAUGCAGACUCGUGCUUCAGACGACUUGUUCAGCCAUGAGAUCCAACCUGUAAAUCAAGACACCCAACCUGCUGCCGAACCAGAGAAGCCAGUAGAUACAAACAAGCAGUCGGAAGCACAUGAUGUGUCUGCUCCUGCUCAGAGUGUAUCAGAGCCAUCAGAAGUCCCCAAAGAGUCGGCCUCGACUGCUACAACUUCGACCCCAGCUCGCGGUGGACGUGGAGGUGCUAGAGGAAGAGAAAGGGGCAGAGGUCGUGGUAAUCAAGAUCGCAAUCCCCAAGAUCGCAAUACCCAAGAUCGCAGCAACCAGAACCGUGGCGACCAAGACCGCAAAAAGCAUGACCGCAGUAGACAGGACCGUCCCAACUCAGAUCGCAACAAUAACGAGCCUCGUCGCAACAACGAGUCCCGUCGAAACAAUAAUGAGCCUCGCCGUAACAACCAAGACCGUCCCAAGAAAGACCCGGAACCUAAAGAAACUCCGACCGAGCAACCAACGCAGCAAGAACAACUACCAGCAGCAGCAGCUACUACUACAACCGCCGAGUCUUCGAAACCAGCCACAAAUGCUGUACGAGGCGAUCGUACCGCGACCGGAGGUCUACGCAAGCCCAAGCUCAGCGAACAAGAACUAGCCGAGAAAAUGUCAAGAAUAUCACUCAAGAACGAAAAACUCGCUGCUGCCCAUGCAAGAGCCGAAGCAGACGCUGCUGACUUUGCUGAACGCGAGGAAGUCGCUGCCAAACGUCGACAAGAGGAACGUAGAGAUAGACAACAAAUGAUGGGCGAAAGAGAAAAGAACAGACUAAGGAAACUCAAAGCUGUGGGUGGUAGAGAAUGGGAUGCCGAGAAGCCUGAUGAAGCAGACGCCUUUGGAGGUCCCAGACAAGCCGGCGGUAGAGGACGCGGCGCACAUGGUGGAAUCGCAGGCCAAAAGAACCAAGACGGCUCCCGCGAAGGCUUUGGCGGUGACAGGGAAGAUUACACCGACGGACGCGAGUACAUGUACCGUGAGGAUCGGGGCAGAGGAAGAGGUCGCGGAAGAGGUGGUCGUGGUGGUGGUGGUCCAGGCAGAGGUGGACGUGGCCCACAGCAAGAGAAAGAGUCGUCUCAAUCGGUUCCCAAACCUACAGACUUUCCAGAUCUGUCAGGUUCAGCCUCAGCUCCCAAGUUCGAUACCGCUCCACCACCGACUAUGGCCUUCCCGACAAAAGCAAAAGUCGAGAAGCUCGAUAUCGAUGACCAACUUACCCCUGGAACGGAGAAAAAGUCAUGGGCCGACAUGAUGGAAUAG